CCUCCUUCUCCAUACCCAUCCUACGACACCCAUCAGCUUACUCUUUACCCCUCACAUAGGCAUUGCUCACCACUCGUCUACCUUUCCUCGACACUCGCCAUCACUCCCCUCAUCGGAAGCUUUCUUUGGCGCAGCGCAUCGGCGGAAGGGGGGGACACCAGCCCCACCUCACCUGAGCUCACCCACCUCGCGUCUGGACACUGAAAGGCGGAUCAAUUGCGACUAUCGUCUACUUGAAUCACUUCUCGGACUCAUACGGAGACAUUCACCAUCAUCGCCAGCUGCAGCGGCUUCAUUUCGCCAGAGUGAGCCGUGAUGCAGGGUGCUCCGGAGGCCUACCCUCCUCCUGGUCAGGGUGCCUCUCCUCCUACGGCAGUCCUACCUUCUUCAACGAGCAGCUCUGGUAUCCAGGCUGCCCCUCCUACAAAUGUCUCUGCCACUACUUCCACCUCGGCCGAUGUGGCCGUGCCGCAAGCAGCAGCUCAAAGCAGCAACCUGGCCUUUUCCAGGGCAGCCGGCUCUUCUCCCGUAGCCCUUCCGCCGCCUCACUUUGCACCUGCUAAAGCUGGUGAAGCCAUGGACUCAUCGAGUGCUGGAGAGGACGACGACGAGGCAUCCGAUGCUAGCCAAGGGCCCUCAUCCUCUCAGCGACCUCUCAACGGAGCAGCCAAGGGAGCCCUAGCAGCUCAGUACGACUCGGUCAAUGCCUCCCCUGUGCCUUCCUCUUCGCGCCUGACAGAUGAGGACAGUGGCACAGACGAUGCAGGCAACGCAGGCUCUUCUGCACCUUCACACCGCCGCAAGGAAGCCUCAACGGGAAGCUCGCUGAAGCAUGUACACAGGCAAAAGAAGGGACUGGAAGAGGCGGAAGCUAAUCCUGACCUGUAUGGUCUGAGAAGAUCGGGCCGAGCGCCGAAGAAGGCCUACGUCGAUACAAAUGAUGAGAGCAGCGAGGAGGAAGAAGCUCCUGUUGGCCACAGCAGGAGCACUGCCAAGGGCAAAGGCAAAGGUAGAGUCUCUGCUAUUUCCCGAGGUCGGUCAGCUGCUAGUACCCCUCUCACCUCGGGUCUAUCGAGCGCCUCGGACGACAGCGAUGAUGCCGAUGAUCCCGACGACGAGGAAGACGAUGAGGCAGACGAAGACUUUGCGACAAAUGCCAAGGACAAGAAGGCGGCACAAGCUUCACGCAAGCGUGCCAAGAUUGCGGCAGCCAAGAAGGGCAAAAAGCAUCGAGGCGGUGGAGGAAGUAAGGCUACCUCCAAUUCUUCCCAUCGCCCUACUCCUGACGAUGAUGCAUUCCGGAUCUCGGGCAGGACAGGCAAGCGAGUAACGUACAAGGAAGACUAUGCUAAUCUGGAGCUGUCCGACGAUGAUGAUCCCUUUGAGGAUCGUGCAGCGAGGGCAAACAAGCAGCGAGCUGCCGCUGCAGAGGCAGAUGAGGAUGAUAUGACCAUCGAGCAGAUCUGCGGUCACGAGAAAGACGACGAUGUGCCUGAAGACGCCGAAGAAGAUCCGAAGGUCAAUCUGCGCUUCAUUGUCAAGUGGAAGGGCUUCUCCCAUCUGCACAACACCUCUGAGCUCUUCUCUUUCCUCAAGGGAUGUCGAGGCUUCAAGAGGGUGGAGAAUUACAUUCGCAACAUCUGGCAGCCUGCGUACAAGAGAAUGCACGAGGGCGGUGCCUCGAGAGAGGACAUCGAGGCAAUCCGAGUCGACGAAGAAAGGAUCAAGGAGGCCUUCGAGAGCUACAAGAUCGUCGAGCGCAUCGUCGCGCAGAGGGACAACCCGCCAACCAAGGAGCGGCCCUUUUCUCACCUGGCCUACCUCUGCAAGUGGAAAGGUCUCAGCUAUGCCGAGUGUACCUGGGAGGCGGAUGACGAGAUUAGGAAGAUUGCCAAACCGGCCAUCGAUGCAUACAUUGCUCGUGCGAGCUCAGGUAUGGUCCCUGCGCGUAGCGAGAACUACGGCUCUAGUCGACCCAAGUACAUCCGAAUGACGGAACAGCCGAGCUAUCUCACAGCAGGUGGACAACUCAAGGAGUUCCAAUUGACCGGUCUCAAUUGGCUUGCUUUCCUCUGGAGCCAAGGCGAAAGCGGGAUCUUGGCCGACGAAAUGGGACUGGGCAAGACUGUUCAGUCUGUUGCAUUCAUGUCUUACCUCGCUCACACGAUGCAUCAGUACGGACCAUUCCUGGUCGUUGUACCGUUGUCUACCCUCCCGGCUUGGAUCGAACAAUUCGACAACUGGGCCACCGAUCUGAACGUCAUUGCCUACAUCGGCAACAGCGAGGCUCGUGGCAAGAUUCGCGAGUAUGAAUUCGGACCACCGAAGAAGCUUAGGUUCAAUGUGCUCGUGACGACUUAUGAGUACAUCCUCAAGGACGCGAAUGAGUUGCAGGCCAUCAAGUGGCAAUUUCUAGCAAUCGACGAGGCCCAUCGACUGAAGAACUCUCAGGCUCAGCUCUACGAAGUCCUGAAGGCCUUCAAUGUUGCAGGCAAGCUCAUGAUCACGGGUACGCCACUGCAGAACAAUGUCAAGGAGCUCAUGGCUCUCAUGCACUUCCUACGUCCCGAUCAGUUCUCCCUCGACGUAGACUUCGAUGUGACCACCGCCGACCCGGAGGCUGUUGCCGCUCUUCACAAGAAGCUUGACAAUGUCAUGAUCCGUCGAUUGAAGAAGGACGUGAUCAAAGAGCUGCCGGGAAAGACGGAGAAGAUUCUGCGAGUGGAGAUGUCCGCCAUGCAACAGAAGAUGUACAAGGCAAUCCUCAGCCGCAACUACCAGAUCUUGAGUGCCGCCGGAGCUGCUCAAGUCAGUCUACUCAACAUUGCCAUUGAGCUGAAAAAGGUCUCUAAUCACCCGUACCUCUUCGACGGCUCUGAAACGCCUUCGACGGAGCGAGGUGAAAUCCUCAAAGGUCUCAUCAUGAACAGUGGUAAGAUGGUGCUGCUGGACAAGCUCCUCGCCCGUCUUAAGAAGGAUGGCCACCGUGUACUAAUCUUCAGUCAGAUGGUCCGAAUGCUGGACAUCCUCUCCGACUACAUGACGAUGAGGGGCUAUGUCCAUCAGAGGCUCGACGGAAUGGUCUCUUCUGACAAUCGCAGAAAGGCAAUUGAGCGGUUCAAUGCGGAGGGGUCUCCCGACUUUGCUUUCCUCCUCUCGACGAGAGCCGGUGGAUUGGGUAUCAAUCUCGAGACGGCCGAUACCGUUGUCAUCUUUGACUCUGACUGGAACCCACAGAAUGACUUGCAGGCGAUGGCUCGAGCUCACCGACUCAACUCCAAGAGGCAUGUCAACGUCUACCGACUGUUGACAAAGGACACAGUGGAGGAGGACGUCAUCGAACGAGCCAAGAGGAAGAUGGUCCUCGAGUACGCUAUCAUCCACCAGCUGGAUACAUCCGGUACCAACUUUGCUCCAGGCAAGAUUGGAGCGAAGGACAAGGCAGCUGUGGCUGGCGGGCCUACCAAGGAAGAUCUGGAGGCUGCUCUCAAAUUCGGUGCCAAGAGCAUGUUCAAGAACAGCGACGGCGACGAGCAGCAGAAGAAGCUGGACAAUCUGGACAUUGACGCCCUUCUUGCUGACGCCGAAGCGCACGAGACCGAGGCCAAUGGUGGUGGUGCUGCUUCCGGAGGAGAGGACUUCCUCAAGCAGUUUGCUCAGGUCCAAGACUUCAAAGCAGGAGAAAUGUCCUGGGACGACAUCAUGGGGCCAGAGGAGAUUGCACGUAUCAAGCAGGACGAGGCAGCAGCGCAGGAACAGGCUGUCAUGGAGGCUCUCCAGGCUGCGUCCAGUCGGAGAAAAGCCGCUCAGCUUGGCGAGGGAGCCUACAAGGGUGACGGAGCGGUCGUGGCUGCUCGCAAAGUGGAUUCGCCCCACCACGAUGCCGACGCAGGUAGUCAGGGCGAUGACGACAGCGACGACUCUGCCGCUGGCUUCAAAGGUAGAGGUAGAGGCGGAAGAGCUACCAAGAAGUCUGGCACCAAGUCGGUGCAGGAGAAGGCAGCUACCCUCAAUGAGCGCGAUCUACGUGUCCUAUGCCGUGGUAUCCAACGAUGGGGCAAUGUCCACCAGCGUUACGAUGAGAUUGCCAAGGAAAGCAAACUGGACAAGAAGAACCGCGCUGUCCUCUUGCAGGUCUCCGACGAGCUGAUUGCAACGUGCGAGAAGGCUGUCCAGGACCAUAAGGACUACAUUCGCGGUCGAGUCGAGAGGGGCGAGGAGAUUCUCAGUCUGCGUCAGAAAGCUGUUCUAGCUACAUUCAGAGGAGUCAAGAACAUCAACGCCGAGACGCUUCUCCAUCGCCACUAUUGCCUUCCCUACCUGGCUGAGAUGCUGCGGGAGGAAGAUGACCUCUUCACCUACAAGAUCCCCUUCGAGACAAAGCCCACGCUGGGCUGGUCGUGCGAGUGGGGAGCGGAAGAGGACUCGAAGCUUCUCGUUGGCAUCUUCCUCUAUGGUCUUGGAGGAUGGGAGGAGAUUGAAGCAGAUGCAAGAAUCGGCCUGCACGGCAAAUUCUUCCUCGAAGAGGGCAAGAACAUCAAGGGCCCGGGUGGUGGGGCCGGAGAGAAGGAGGACAAAGGCAGCCCCGAAGCCGAAGGCAAUGGCACCAAGGCGUCUAGCAAGGCAAUCCCAAAUGCAAUCCACCUGGUCAGACGCGGAGACUACCUCUUGACGUGCAUCGACGAAUUGAAGCACCCAGAGAAGAAGCAAGUCGCUGCAGAUGCUGCCCCUUCAGGUUCUGGACCCUCUGCCGCGGUGUCUUCGAGCGCCAAGCUGCCGGCUGUAAGGAAGAUCAAAAAGAGGUCGCCCUCGGAGGGCAGUCUAGCCUCUCCGGCUCCUUCGGUCAACGGACCGGGGGCAGCUGCCAGUGGCAAGUCGGUGAAAGUCAAGAAGCCGCGGCCUACCAUCGACUACUCUUCUUCAUCAUCCGAUGAGGGUCUGGACAGUAUGGACGAAGCCGAGUGCAAGGACCUCAUGCGUCCCUGCAAGAAGCAGCUCAAGACGCUCAAGAAUGAUACAGAGAAUCUCAAGGGUCCCGCCAAGCUCGCCGUCCUCAAGGAGUGUCUAGCUUCCAUCGGAUCGCGCAUCAGAGAUAUUCUGGAUGAGGAGAGCGAGGGGAAGACAAAGGAGCAACAAGCCAGGCUCGAUCGUCACCUGUGGCACUUUGUCACCUUCUUUUGGCCUAGCAAAGACGGCGUCAAAGGAGCCAAGAUCAAGGGCAUUUAUGAGAAGAUGCACGGGAUCCAAAAUGAAGACAGGGCAGCGGGAAGCGGUAUUAGCAAGAGCGGCGGUGCUGGGGCCGCUUCGAGCUCCUCGCCUGCGCCAUUGAACUCUUCGUCUUCUCUCUCGGGUCUCAGAGCCGGUCAAGCGGCCGUCGACUCGCCCUCUCCUGCGCACAACGGUGUGUCUCUGAAGCGCAAGAUUAGCGCCAAUGGCAAGUCCGACGGUGGCAGUGGUGGUCACGGACACGGGCAUGGCCACGGAGGCGGUGUCAAGGAAGAGCCGAUUCCCAAGAAAGCCCGCGCCUCUCUUGCUGCUUCGCACGGCGGCAGUGGCAAUGGAGCAGACGAGGCGCGCUACAGAGGCGCGUCGGGCUCUGCUACGCCCAAUGGUGUCAGGGAGGAGAGGGAGAGGUACGAUGUUUAUGAGAGGCAGCGCGACUCGUGGAGAGAGAGGGAGAGGGAGCGCGAGAGGGAUCGCAGGUGAGGAGGCUGAGAGGCCGGGCAGAAGUAGAUCUCUAGCGGUGUAGUGAGGUGCAUCCUUGGCCUCAAGAGAGGCGAUAGAGACGGACAGGGCGGUGGAGCUCGUACGAAUUCUCUCCCUUCAUAUCAUGUUCUCCCCCAUCCCUCGUAUGAUUUCGAACCCCCCGCAUUCCAGCAAGACCUGACAAGCGCACAUUAUGUCCCCCCCCC
Microstroma glucosiphilum is the source of this 5912-nucleotide messenger RNA. RefSeq lists its product as hypothetical. The record is from RefSeq and is a predicted model, not a curated record. Gene Ontology annotation, biological process: nucleosome organization; regulation of transcription by RNA polymerase II. Gene Ontology annotation, cellular component: chromatin; nucleus. Bases 316 to 5706 code for a protein of 1796 amino acids. The transcript is spliced from 4 exons. Gene Ontology annotation, molecular function: ATP binding; histone binding; DNA binding. Lineage: Eukaryota; Fungi; Basidiomycota; Exobasidiomycetes; Microstromatales; Microstromataceae.